UCUUGUUUGUUCACUCAUCAGCUACUUGCCAUGUCGUCAGACUACGUCAAAUCGUUGCUACAGCUACGUCCUGAAGUGAAAAAGGACCCACGCACCAUUGCUUUAUGGCGUAAGAGGCUUCUUCUUGGCCUUGUCUGCUUCAUUGCCAUCAUUCCGGGAUUCUGCUCCACUAUAUAUGUAAGUCUCAGUAUCAUGAAAAAAUAUAAAGUGACAGCAGAAACACCUGACUUUCUGUAUAUGCCCUGAUCUGUUUAAACUACUAGCUUCCAGCCUUGGAAGAGAUAACUGCCGAACUGAACAUACCUUGUUUCACCCUCCUUAGAAGAAGAAUUUUCUUCGUCUGCGGAGGAUCAGCUCGCGCUAAAUGUUUUGUUUGCAGCCGAUCUUUUAUAGCAGCAUUAGCGAUCACUGGUAUGUUCGUCGCUCGGUCUACUUUUUCAGCAUCAUCAUUUACACUGCUGGUUCUCUUGGUGGCUGCUUUGCCUACGAUAUCUAUGUCCUACUCGGCAUGCGCAUUCUUCAAGCAGUGGGCAUCUCAUCAGCUUGGGCUAUCGGUGCUGGUUCUGUAGCUGAUGUAUAUGACGUGGAAGAACGUGGUAAUGCGCUGGGUAUUUACUUUACGGGGCAAUUCGCCGGUCCCUUGUUUGGCCCUAUCUUUGGCGGGUUUCUCGUCGAGCGUUGGGGUUGGCAGUCUGUGUUUUGGCUCCUUUUCGUGAUUGGAUGCAUUCUCUUGCUCCUGGUCGUCUUUGUCAUGGAGGAGACAUACCGCGAGGAAGACAAGUGGGGCAAGAACGGAAUGGUUGAAAUUGAUCCUGACCAGAAAACCGAGGAAACGGCGGUUGAGUCAAAGAUGGUCAAUCCGCUUGCGUCGCUAGCUCUGCUCCGCCAUCCUUUUGUGUUUAUUUGCGCCACUAGCACUGGCUUGGCUUUCGGUGGAAUGUUUGCCAUUGAAAACAUGCUUCCUGAGCUGUAUACCCACCAGUACGGAUUUUCGUCCAGCCUUAUCGGUCUUUCGUUUAUCUCACCUGGUCUCGGUGAGGUGAUUGGCUCGCUGAUUUCUGGAAAACUCUCGGAUAUUUUCCUUGGGCGUGCAAUGGCGAAGCGCGACGGGGUUGCUAUGCCUGAAGAUCGAUUGGCUCCUAAUGUUUGGCCGUGUGCAUUUCUCUUGAAUCCUUUGUCAUUCUUUCUUUGGGGCUGGCCCGUUCAAUUGGGCUGGAACGUCUGGGUAUCGAUCAUUAUGUUUGGCGUCCAAUGUUUCGCUAUGGUCAACGUUUUCAACCCUGUCAUGUCGUAUCUUGUGGACUCUGUGAGUGGUCGUGGUGCUAGUGUCACUGCAGCAGCCAACCUCGUCCGCAUGAUCUGGACGUUUGCGCUUAGUUUGAUCGCUAACCCCAUGACCCAAGCUGUUGGCGCCGGCUGGGUCACGUUCUUCUUUGGCAUGUUGAACUUGGUCUGGGCGUUUUUCGUUCUCGCUUUGAAACUGAAGCCUCAGAUCCGCAAGUACUCGGGCUAUUAAUGAUACCCUUCUCAAGGAAUGACCAGAUCCCUUCAAUAAUAAUGCACACGGUGAGUUUAAUUUAGCUUAAAUUUUAGAACAUGGACUGUUCACUAGGAGCAUUCCAUCGUAAUAAAAUGUUACCAUAAUACUUUUUACUUUUAUAUCAUCAC
Molecule: messenger RNA, 1668 nt
Organism: Zychaea mexicana
Lineage: Eukaryota; Fungi; Mucoromycota; Mucoromycetes; Mucorales; Lichtheimiaceae
Product: major facilitator superfamily domain-containing protein
Exons: 6
Coding region: 365-1516 (383 amino acids)
Biological process (GO): transmembrane transport
Molecular function (GO): transmembrane transporter activity
Source: RefSeq, a predicted model, not a curated record